AUGGUGAGGACGUACACGGUGUCGUUAAGGCUCACUAAUUUUGAACAACUCAGUGAGUCCAAAUAUCCAAGGCAGACUCACGCUUGCUCUGGUUCUAUAUAUUGCCCCGCCACUCCCAUGACCCUGCAAUUAAGCAAUAAGCAAAGAAUGCCAAUGUACUGGCUUCCUGUAUAUGCCAUUCUUUUGUUUCUUUCUUGGCCUGUGCUUCUGUUCGCGUCUGACCACCGCCUUGUCCCUGGCAAGCCGCUCUCCCCUGGUAGUGUUCUUAUAUCCCAAGAUGGAGUGUUCGCGCUAGGCAUCUUCUCUACAUCAUCAAACCAUUCCUAUAUGGGAAUAUGGUACAACAGCAUCCCAGAGUUCACCGUGGUAUGGGUCUCCAACCGUGCUGCACCAAUCACGGAUCUUUCCUCUGCAAAUCUUGCCAUGACCAGCGGCUCCAACCUAGUCCUGUCUGAUAGCAAUGGCCAUGUUCUUUGGACAACGAACAACAGCAUCAGCGUCCUCAAUUCCUCCAUCUCAGCAGAAGCCAUGCUGGAUAACAGCGGAAACUUCAUCCUUCGGUCAUCGGCUACUGGUAGCUCUGCCGUGCUAUGGCAGAGCUUCGACCACCCCACCAACACUCUCCUCCCCGGCAUGAAUCUUAGGCUCAGCCACAAGAUGCACCCACUGCAGCACCUCGUUUCUUGGAAAGGCCAGCAGGAUCCAUCCCCCGGCGAGUACUCCUACGGUGCAGACCCCGACAACCUCCUGCAGCGCUUCAUCUGGCACGGUUCAGCGCCACACUGGCGAAGCCCGGUGUGGACAAACUACCUCCUUCGUGUGAACUACGACAUGGAUGGAAUCAAGUCUUCCAUGUACAUGGCAUUGCAUCACGACGGCGACGAGGUGUACAUGUCCUUCGGCAUGCUGACUGGCUCCUUCGGUGUGCUUCUCAGGAUGGAGAUUGACUACUCAGGCAAGGUAAGUAUACUAGCCUGGGAGAGCAACAUGUCAGUAUGGAAAGCCCUAUACACAAAGAAUGAAGAACAUGAGUGCAGUAUUUAUGGCUAUUGUGGUCCCUAUGGUUACUGCGACAAUGCAGAAGCAGUCCCAGGUACUUGCAAGUGCCUUGACGGUUUCGAGCCAAGAGAUGAUAAAGGCUGGAUCGCCCUAAGGUUCUCACAGGGAUGCCGCCGGAAGGAGGUGCUAAGGUGUACAACAGAUGGAGAUGGUUUCUUAACCAUUCCGGGCAUGAAGGUCCCUGACAAGUUCAUCCAUGUCCGAAACAGAAGCCUUGACGAGUGCAAGGAGGAAUGCAGGAGCAACUGCUCCUGUGUGGCAUAUGCUUACUCCAGCAUGAGCAACAUGGAUAUUGAUGGAGAUGCCACGAGGUGCCUGGUAUGGAUGGGAGAUUUGAUCGACAUGGAGAAGUUUACCCAAGGAGGGGAGAACCUCUAUGUUAGGGCUAACAGAUUAAGAGGCAAUCAAGGAAGAAAGAAUUUGUGGAGAAGGCCAACUCCUGGAGAUACAAGCCCUUGUAAUGAGCUUGCUGAUAGGAAAACAGAAGUUCCAAUUUUGAGCUUCAUAGAAAUUUCUGCUGCGACGAAUAAUUUCUCUGAAUUCAGCAUUCUAGGCCGAGGAGGGUUUGGCAAUGUUUAUAAGGGAACGUUGGAAGAUGGUUCAGAAAUUGCUGUGAAGAGGCUCUCUGCAGGUUCUGUCCAAGGGGUAGUGGAGUUCAAAAAUGAAGUAGUUCUGAUUGCCAAAUUGCAACACAGAAACUUAGUCAAACUUCAAGGCUUCUGCAUUCAUAAAGAUGAAAAACUUUUGAUUUAUGAAUACCUACCUAACGGAAGUUUGGAUGCCUUCAUAUUCAAUGAUAAACGAAAAUCACUGCUCAACUGGCCCGCAAGAUUUAAAAUAAUCAAAGGUAUUGCCAGAGGCCUACUUUAUCUCCACCAAGAUUCCAGAUUGAUGAUGAUUCAUAGAGAUCUCAAAGCGGGCAACAUACUGUUGGAUGCUCAGAUGAGCCCCAAGAUAUCUGAUUUUGGUACAGCUAGAAUCUUUGGUGUCAUUGAACAUCAAGAAUAUACCGAUCGAGUUGUUGGAACAUUUGGCUACAUGUCACCUGAAUAUGCAAUGAGAGGCAUCGUCUCAGUCAAAUCCGAUGUCUACAGCUUUGGUGUAUUACUUCUGGAGAUUGUGAGUGGCUUGAAGAUUGGCACCACAGGCCUAACCGAACGCUCGCAUAACCUUAUAGAUUAUGCGUGGAGCUUAUGGAAGGAUGGUAACAUGUUGAAUCUAGUCGACUCAUCAAUUGUUGAGGGUUGUUCUCUUGAUGAAGCUCUACGAUGCAUUCAUAUCGGACUCCUGUCGGUGCAGAACAACCCAAACGCUCGCCCACUCAUGUCUUGGGUGGUAUCAAGCCUGGAUAAUGAGGCCAUGGACCUGGAACUGAUGGAGUAUGGGAAAGCCAUGUAA
Molecule: messenger RNA, 2457 nt
Organism: Lolium rigidum
Lineage: Eukaryota; Viridiplantae; Streptophyta; Magnoliopsida; Poales; Poaceae
Product: G-type lectin S-receptor-like serine/threonine-protein kinase At4g27290
Exons: 7
Coding region: 1-2457 (818 amino acids)
Biological process (GO): protein phosphorylation; recognition of pollen
Molecular function (GO): protein serine/threonine kinase activity; ATP binding
Source: RefSeq, a predicted model, not a curated record